UGCGGGGGACUGCAGUGCAGUUUUUCUCCAAUUACUGGCAGGCUUUUUAGGCGACCAACCAAACCCGCCAAUGAUUUGAGGUUUAUUUCAGAGCAGGCGGGACUUCCGGUAACUGGUAUAAACCAACUGCGGCCUCCCAUGCGGUUUUGAUCCGGUGCACUUGCAGUUAAGAUCGUAAAGACGAACACAGAAACAAUGGCAGAGAACGACGUUGAACAUGAGCUGCUCGACUACGAAGACGAUGACGAGCCUCAGGGAGCCCCCGAGAGUGCCACCCCGGUCGGCAAGAAGGAGGUGAAGGGCUCUUACGUAUCCAUCCACAGCUCCGGUUUCAGGGAUUUUCUCCUCAAGCCCGAGUUGCUCCGCGCCAUCAUCGACUGUGGUUUUGAGCAUCCGUCUGAAGGAUGCGUCACCACCUUCGAUCAGGAAGAUGCAGGUUGGCAGAGGAGCAGUCGAGUCCAGCAUGAAUGCAUCCCGCAAGCAAUCCUUGGCAUGGACAUCCUGUGCCAAGCCAAAUCCGGUAUGGGCAAGACGGCCGUGUUUGUGUUGGCCACGCUGCAACAGAUCGAACCCGUUGAUGGGCAGGUGUCCGUCUUAGUCAUGUGCCACACGCGCGAGCUGGCCUUCCAGAUCAGCAAGGAGUACGAGCGCUUCUCCAAGUACAUGCCCACCGUGAAGGCGGCGGUGUUCUUCGGGGGCCUGGCCAUCAAGAAGGACGAGGACGUGCUGAAGAAGAACUGCCCCCACAUCGUGGUGGGCACGCCGGGCCGGAUCCUGGCGCUGAUCCGCAACAAGACCCUCAGCCUGAAGAACGUCAAGCACUUCGUCCUGGACGAGUGCGACAAGAUGCUGGAACAGCUGGACAUGCGGCGCGACGUCCAGGACAUCUUCCGGAUCACGCCCCACGAGAAGCAGGUGAUGAUGUUCAGCGCCACGCUGAGCAAGGAGAUCCGGCCGGUCUGCCGCAAGUUCAUGCAGGACGUAAGCGAGCCGAGAAGGCCGGGGGGAGGGGUCACUCUGUCCGGGCGGUCGGUAACGCUCUACGUUUCGGAUCUACAGCCCAUGGAGGUGUUCGUGGACGACGAGACCAAGCUCACCCUGCACGGCCUGCAACAGUACUACUGCAAGUUGAAGGACAGCGAGAAGAACCGCAAGCUCUUCGACCUCCUGGACGUGCUGGAGUUCAACCAGGUGAGCGGGCGUUCGGCCCAAAGCGUCCGGCCGUGCGCGGGCCAAUCCCGGCGGUUCCCCCCCCGUAACGCUGCUUUCCGCCUCCAGGUGGUGAUCUUCGUCAAGUCGGUCCAGCGCUGCAUCGCCCUGUCCCAGCUCCUGGUGGAGCAGAACUUCCCGGCCAUCGCCAUCCACCGGGGAAUGGCUCAGGAGGAGAGGCUGUCUCGCUACCAGCAGUUCAAAGACUUCCAGAGGCGGAUCCUGGUGGCCACUAACCUCUUUGGCCGAGGGAUGGACAUCGAGCGGGUCAACAUCGUCUUCAACUACGACAUGCCUGAAGAUUCCGACACCUAUUUGCACAGGGUGGCCCGUGCUGGCAGGUUCGGGACCAAAGGCCUGGCCAUAACGUUCGUGUCCGACGAGACCGACGCCAAGAUUCUGAACGACGUGCAGGACCGCUUCGAGGUCAACGUGGCCGAGCUGCCCGACGAGAUCGACAUCUCGUCCUACAUCGAACAGUCCAGAUGAGUCCUCCAACCAACCAGACGUCCCGUCGUCAUGGAUCUCGUCCUGUAUUUGGAACUAGACCUACUUCAACCGUUGAUUUGAAAGCUCUGCACGUUUUGUUCACCAAACCUUUAUUUUUAUUGUCAGUUUUUGUGGAAUGGGGGGGGUGGGGUAUGGUUUUAAUUUGUCCCUUUUUUCUUUUGCUUCAUUAAAACUUUUUAUAAAAUGCCAUUUUAUCAUUGUGGUCUCUCAUAAGACGGUUGUUUUCAUUUGUCACUGUUGAGCUUCAGGGAAACAUUCAGAGUACGUAGAUGUAAGGAACAUCUUGCAGUUUUUUUUUUCUUUGUUUUUUUUUUUUUU
This is a messenger RNA of Menidia menidia (Atlantic silverside), 2037 nucleotides long. The record is from the annotation of a GenBank genome assembly. Lineage: Eukaryota; Metazoa; Chordata; Actinopteri; Atheriniformes; Atherinopsidae.